UCUCUCUCUCUCUCUCUCUCUCUCUCCCGCUAGCUAUGUCUGUCUGUCUCUCAGCUGCCGUAAGCAUGUUCAAAGUUCUGUUGGCUAUAGAAAUUUUUGUCUUCUCAAGUAUAUUAUUAGUAGAUGCUUCUCCUUCGCAAUCCCAUUUCUCCAAAUUCACUAGAUCAUCCGGAGGACUAUCCCACAAAGACGCCACUUCAUCUGUCUGCAAACACACCCCUCACCCAGCAAUCUGUGAAUCCUCUCUCCUCUCCUCAUCAUCUAAGAGAGGCACUGACGAUCCCCCUGAAGCCCUAGUAGGUGUCUUUUUCCAGUCGGUCCAUUCCACUGUCGCGAAAGCUCAAUACGCUCGAGCUCUCGCCUAUAAUCUCACCGUUUCCCACCGCCAGAAUGCCGAUAAUUUUCUUCACUCCCCCACUGGCGGCAUGCAUGACUGCCUUGAGCUUCUUGACGAUGCUAUAGAUAUGCUGGACAAUGUCAUGACGACAUCGUUGUCGAAACUCAGCGAUGACGAUGUUCACACCUGGCUCAGUGCAGCUCUUACGAACCAAGAAACUUGCCUAGAGAGCCUUGAGAAAGACAAAUUCAAGACAGACAAAAACAUUAUGGAUGCCACGGCUCAAAACCUGAGCCAAUACAUAAGCAACUCUCUAGCACUUUUCGUGCUUACCACGGGUGCCAAUAGUAACAGUGGCUCAUUCGCUACUGGUUCGGAGCAUUUACCACGACACGAAGAGUCAAAGUCAAAUGAGGCUAAAAGUGCAAACCCUAAUAGAAAACUAUUGGCAUCGGACAGUAGCUUUCCGACAUGGGUCCCAGCAACGGAGAGGAAGCUUCUAGAAGCUUCCGUUGGGGAGAUAGAAGCAGAUGCUGUGGUGGCUCAGGAUGGGAGUGGGACGCACAAGAGCAUUGGUGAGGCACUGAAGGCGUUGCAGCUAAUUGGAACCUUGGAAAGCAGUGGUACUGGGGGUAGAUCUGUGAUUCACGUAUCAGCUGGGACUUACCAUGAGUACAUAAACAUACCUACCAAGCAAAAGAACGUCAUGUUGAUUGGUGAUGGAGUAGGGAAAACGAUCAUUGUGGGCAAUAGGAACUCUGAUGAUGGCUGGACAACUUAUAAGACUGCCACAGUGGCUGCUAUGGGUGACGGGUUUAUCGCUCGUGAUAUAACAUUUGUGAACAAUGCUGGCCCUUCCAAGCACCAAGCCGUUGCACUUCGAGUCGGUGCCGACAAAUCAGUCGUUCACCGAUGUUCCAUCAUGGGCUACCAGGACACCCUCUACACUCACUCCAAGCGACAGUUCUACCGAGAAACCGAUAUUUAUGGAACUGUCGAUUUCAUUUUCGGCAACUCGGCCGUUGUCUUCCAAAGUUGCAACAUCUACCCACGGAAACCAACCUCCAGCGGGCUCAAGAACUUUGUGACUGCUCAAGGUCGCAGUAGCCCUGAUCAGAACACGGGCAUUUCAAUCCACAACUGUAAGAUAUCAGCGGCAUCGGACCUCGCUCCGGUGAGAUCCAGCUACCAGACGUAUCUUGGGAGACCAUGGAAGCAGUAUUCGAGGACGAUCGUCAUGCAGUCUAUCUUGGAUGACUCAAUACAUCGAUCAGGGUGGUCUCCUUGGUCUGGUGGGUUUGCACUGAACACAUUGUACUACGGAGAGUACAUGAAUUCUGGGUCAGGAGCAUCAACUUCAGGAAGGGUUCAAUGGGGUGGAUAUCAUUCAUCACUUACUUCCACUCAAGCACAAGCAUUCACAGUUGCGGGUUUCAUAUCUGGGAAUCUUUGGUUGCCUUCCACUGGGGUAUCCUUUAGUUCUGGACUUAUUGGAUAAGUUUGUGUAUCUAUAUGCAGCUAUGCUCUGCUUGUAUCGUAAGGUUCGUAUUUAAUUAGCUAGCUUGGGAUACAAAAAGGGGUAACCUAGCUAGCUAGCUUGGCAUGUUGGUUCUUAAUUAGUGGUUUGGGCAGCGUCUCUGGCAGUCUGGCCUUGUAAAUAAAAAACAGAAGAAGAGGGCAACAGCUCUAUUCAUGUUCAUAUAUGGAUUUAAUAAUGUGUGGUACGUAUACAUUUAUGUUG
Messenger RNA from Argentina anserina (silverweed cinquefoil), 2078 nucleotides. Its product is annotated as probable pectinesterase/pectinesterase inhibitor 16. Lineage: Eukaryota; Viridiplantae; Streptophyta; Magnoliopsida; Rosales; Rosaceae. The transcript has 2 exons. Gene Ontology annotation, biological process: cell wall modification. The coding region runs from base 36 to 1835 and encodes 599 amino acids. The record is from RefSeq and is a predicted model, not a curated record. Gene Ontology annotation, molecular function: pectinesterase activity; pectinesterase inhibitor activity.